This is a messenger RNA of Balaenoptera ricei (Rice's whale), 2431 nucleotides long. It is a transcript of the gene CCNG1, whose product is annotated as cyclin G1. Gene Ontology annotation, molecular function: cyclin-dependent protein serine/threonine kinase regulator activity. Gene Ontology annotation, cellular component: cytoplasm; nucleus; cyclin-dependent protein kinase holoenzyme complex. The transcript is spliced from 7 exons. Gene Ontology annotation, biological process: mitotic cell cycle phase transition; regulation of cyclin-dependent protein serine/threonine kinase activity. The coding region runs from base 263 to 1150 and encodes 295 amino acids. Lineage: Eukaryota; Metazoa; Chordata; Mammalia; Artiodactyla; Balaenopteridae. The record is from RefSeq and is a predicted model, not a curated record.
GGCCAGGCGCUGCCCCUUCGGCUCCGAGCUGACCCCGAGGAGGGCAGUGUCAUCUCGGCGGCGCUGUAGAGACCUCCACCCAAGACAGCUCCCCCUCCCCGGGCCUUUCCCGUCUUGCCCGCGAGCCCUCUCGCCUCGUAGGCCUCUCGGUUCUAAUAUCUUGGGGUGAGGUGAGAGCAGGCCCGGGGAGGGUGGUUACCGCUGAGGAGCUGCAGUCGCAAUCAAGGUGAGCUCGGAUUUCGGGGUUGACCUCGGAGUGCGGAUGAUAGAGGUAGUGACAACAACUGACUCUCAGAAACUGCUACACCAGCUGAAUGCCCUGUUGGAACAGGAGUUGAGAUGUCAGCCAAAGGUCUGCGGCUUGAGACUAAUUGAAUCUGCACACGAUAAUGGCCUUAGAAUGACUGCAAGACUGAGGGACUUUGAAGUAAAAGAUCUCCUUAGUCUAACUCAGUUCUUUGGCUUUGACACGGAGACAUUUUCUCUAGCUGUGAAUUUACUGGACAGAUUCCUGUCUAAAAUGAAGGUACAGCCCAAGCACCUUGGGUGUGUUGGACUGAGCUGCUUCUAUUUGGCUGUAAAAUCAAUAGAAGAGGAAAGGAAUGUCCCAUUGGCAACUGACUUGAUCCGAAUAAGCCAGUAUAGGUUCACGGUUUCAGACUUGAUGAGAAUGGAAAAGAUUGUGUUGGAGAAGGUGUGUUGGAAAGUCAAAGCUACUACUGCCUUUCAGUUUCUACAACUCUAUUAUUCACUCCUUCAAGAGAACUUGCCAUAUGAAAGGAGGAAUAGCCUUAAUUUUGAAAGACUAGAAGCUCAACUUAAGGCAUGCUACUGCAGGAUCAUAUUUUCUAAAGCAAAGCCAUCUGUGUUGGCAUUGUCUAUCAUUGCCUUGGAGAUCCAGGCACAGAAGUGUGUAGAGUUAACAGAAGGAGUAGAAUGUCUUCAGAAACAUUCCAAGAUCAAUGGCAGAGAUUUGACUUUCUGGCAAGAGCUCGUAUCCAAGUGUUUAACUGAAUAUUCAUCAAACAAGUGCUCCAAACCAAGUGUUCAGAAGUUGAAAUGGAUUGUUUCUGGGCGUACUGCACGGCAACUGAAGCAUAGUUACUACAGAAUAACCCACCUUCCAACGAUUCCUGAAUUGGUCCCUUAAUUGGAUUCUUACAGCAACAAAAAACUCUUCUGAAGCCUUUCUCCACAAUCCUGAGCUGUGGAUUCCAUAAUGUUAUAACGGAUUUAAGCUGUGAAGCCUCAAAACAUCACAAGUAGAUUAACAUUGGUGUUCUCAGAUUUGGGAAAACUGCCUAAUUAACAUUACCCUAUAGUGGAAUUACUCACAUUUGAAUUCACCUGUGAAGCAUACAAAUCAAAGCUAACAGCAUAAAUGUGAAAUGCUAAUGACAAGCCUGGGAAGGUAAACUGUGAAUCUUCAUUUCUAACAUUGAUCCAACUUUCUGUAUUGGGUCAAUAUAUUGUAUUUUAGGUGGUGUUAAAAAUGGUAACCUACUUAAUUUAAAUUUAAACUUUAAAUUUAAAUAUGAGGUUUACAUCAAAACCACCACUUCACAAAUGCACUUUUAAGGCAUAAUAAGGGUCAGUAUUCUAGGCAGUGAAAAUGGUUUCUUGGCACUCAUAAUGCAAGUAAUAUAUAAUCCAGAGAUGUGGACUUUAUUGCUACAUGGGAAUCACAUUUAAAUUUGAGGGCAUUUUAUAUAAAGCAAAACUACAGACCUAUUAAUUUCAGCAUAUUAAGUUAUCUUUAAUAUUUUUCUAUUAAACAGGUGAUGUUUAUAUCCAUGAUUUAAAAAGUUUUAUACAAAAUUUACUGCCUCAGUCUAGUCCCAUCAAGAAAAUUAGAAAAUUAGUUUUUAUUGUAGUAGUAACUCAAAACAAAUUAACGUCACUCUGAAAACUUUCUGAUUUAACACUCCAGAAGUUUUUACUAAGCACUGUUUUUAUGAAACUGUCAUUGCUUCUAAUUUAGAAUUUUGCUUAAAAGGGAGAGAAUAUACUUUCAUUAAUUGCCCCUACUGUGCCAAAAGAAAGUAUUAAGAAAGGUAAGUAGGCAUCUUCAUAAUUAUAAGGUUGCUGAGGUAGUGUUCAGGAUUUCAGUGAACCUAAGGAGAUCUGUGUUAAAGUGUUAUAAACAGUUAGUGGAAUGUGUAGCCUGAAUCCAUCCAGGAUGCCUGUACCCAAAUUUGACAUCAUGUUAUGGAGAGAUAUGCAUUGGAAAAUAAACCAAAGAACCACAGUGUAUCUUAUACUUUUGUAAACCAUGUUUUAUGGAUAACUUUCCAGUUUUCCCAAAAGACUGAUAAAUUUCAAUAUUUUGAAUACAUCAGUGUUAAUUUUGAGUUGGCAGAGGUAACCUAACCAACUACCAUUAUGUUUUGGUACUAAGGGAUAUACCUUUCAAUAAAGUUACUGAAAUGCA